Candoia aspera is the source of this 1596-nucleotide messenger RNA. It is a transcript of the gene WDR74, whose product is annotated as WD repeat domain 74. The transcript is spliced from 12 exons. Gene Ontology annotation, biological process: ribosomal large subunit biogenesis. Gene Ontology annotation, cellular component: nucleolus; preribosome, large subunit precursor. Gene Ontology annotation, molecular function: protein binding. The record is from RefSeq and is a predicted model, not a curated record. Bases 68 to 1228 code for a protein of 386 amino acids. NCBI's taxonomy places the organism in Eukaryota, Metazoa, Chordata, Lepidosauria, Squamata, Candoiidae.
GGCACGCUCUGGUCCGUGACUCUAAGCGGUCCGGCUCGGAAACAGCUCAGACGGCUCUGAGGCAGACAUGGCGUCUCCCGCGCGGGGCAACCACGUGUGGGUGGGAUCCGAGACGGGCAUUUUGAAAGGGGUCAACCUGCAGAAGAAACAGGCCACCAACUACAGGAUGGGGGACAUGGCCCUCAAUCGACGAGAAGCGGUCACUGCCAUGUGUUGGGGGGACUCCUAUGAAUCGGAGAUCUUUGUAGGAUGCCUUGAUGGAUCAGUUAGAUUAUUCAGCACUGAGAAGGGCAAGUUCAUUGAGUCACAAGACUGCCUGGGAGGUGAAGGACCCUUUUGUGGCUUGGCUGUCCUUGAUGGUUCUCUUAUCACCUGUGUGGAGUCUGGGUUGCUGAAAGUCUGGCGGGAUUCCUGGUCGGAGAAUGUGGAGAUACAGGUGGGACCUGGUGUGUGCCGCAUGCGGCAGAACUCCGAACAGCGCCAUUGCGUGGCCACGGGGGGGAAAGAGAACUCUCUUAAAAUAUGGGACCUGCACCAGCCUCAGGAACCAAUUUUCCAAGCCAAAAAUGUGCGCCAUGAUUGGCUGGACCUGAGGGUACCAGUCUGGGACCGGGACUUGGAAUUCCUGCCCGGAUCAGGGAAGCUUGUUACUUGUACUGGACACCAUCAGGUCCGGCUCUAUGACCCCAGCAGUCCCCAACGCCGUCCUGUCUUGGAGGUUACCUUUGGCGAGUACCCGCUCACGGCUCUCUCGCUCACCUCCGAUGCAAAUGCUGUUGUCGUUGGCAGUUCCCACGGGGAUGUUGCAGUUAUAGAUCUACGGCAAGGGCGAUUGGUGAACUGCCUCAAGGGUUUUGCUGGGAGCGUCCGUGCCAUCCGGUGUCACCCGGCGCUUCCGGUGGUCGCCUCGUGUGGAUUGGACCGGUUCCUUCGGCUGCACAACCACCAUAGCCAGCGUUUAGAGCAUAAGGUUUAUCUGAAAUCCCGACUGAACUGCCUCUUGCUGACCAGCAGGGAAAAAUGGGAGAGUGAGGGCCUUGAGCCGUCCACUGACCUCCAGGACGAGGUGAAAGAGGAAGAGGAAGACGACGAGAUUUGGAACUCCAUGGAAGUGGUGGCCUCCAAGCGGAAAGUUGAUCCAGAUCUUGGCUCCAGGGCAGGGAGUGAGAAAACCCCCAAGAGCCAGGCCUUCAAAAAGCAGAAGACGACGAAAAAGGCUAAAUCUUGAUGGCGGUGAGAGGAAAAAAAAAGAAAAAAAAUAGCCUACGGAAAAAAUCAGCCGGGCAGAAGAAAUCCUUGGAGGUGGGGAAGACAGGCUUGAAGUCCCGGUCUGAAAGUACCAAGAUCACGGUGAUUUGGCGACGUUGGUCUACCUUCAGCAGCACCCGCGAUUCCUUUAAGAGUAACAAGAGUCUGGAGGGAGAGGCAGCUGGACCCAGUGACAAAGUUGCUCAGACCUCUCAGAUUUCCAGCUCCAGUGGCUAGGCCAUGGGGCUUAUGAUGAAGAGAUCUGGAGAGAAAAGCUAACAUGUGUUACGGCGGCUAGGUUUGACAUAUCUGGUACAGCUAUGCGGAAUAAACAUUCAUUAUUGCGUA